GACAAUACUGGGGGCUGUUGCUUCUGAUCCGGAUUUAACUCAGGAAACAUUGGUCAGAGCCGGUAUUCCUGUGCGAUAGGCGGAGCUGCCAUCCAUGGACAGCUAUAUCCCGGGAAGACCGCCUUACACGUUUACAACAUUCCAGAGAAAAAAAAUCUAAGGGAGGGGGCUGGAGAUGUAUGAGGCGAAUUAGACGAAGCUCAGUUCGUCACAGAGAAGACAUCCCUUAAAAUCUACAUCAGCCCCAGCUUGGUCGCUUUCACAAUGAGUAAGCCGAUGCUCCCCGGUGUGUGCCUCUUGUUCGCGCUGGUUGUCUGUGAGCCUGGACCCCUGUCUGAUGUCCUCGUUGACAGAUACUUCAUCCCCUCGGAGUGUUCCCGGGAGGUACAGAGCGGCGAUUUCAUCCGUUAUCAUUACAAUGGCACCUUCGCAGAUGGGAAGAAGUUCGACUCCAGCUAUGACCACAGUAACACCUUCAAUGUCCAAGUGGGAAAGGGUCGCCUGAUCCCAGGAAUGGAUAAAGCACUUCUAGGAAUGUGUGUGAAUGAAAGGCGUCGUAUUGUCAUUCCCCCUCAUCUUGGCUAUGGCAGCCAGGGAGUCGACAAUGUCAUCCCCCCUGAUACUACGCUCUACUUUGAUGUUAUUCUUCAUGAUAUCUGGAACCAUAAUGACAAGGUGCAAACAAAGACUGUGUACAGACCGGUGGCUUGUAACCGUGCAGUGCAGAACACUGACUACAUCCGAUAUCACUACAAUGGCACUCUGCUCAACGGGACACUCUUCGAUUCCAGCCAUAAUCGCAUGAGGACUUAUGACACCUAUGUGGGCAUCGGCUGGUUAAUCAAAGGGAUGGAUGAAGGUCUCCUAGGGAUGUGUGUAGGAGAGAGGAGAAUCAUCAUCAUCCCUCCGUUCCUGGCAUACGGAGAGACUGGAUAUGGUAGUGACAUCCCCCCUCAGGCCAGCUUGGUGUUUGAUACGCUGCUGCUGGAUCUGCACAACCAGAAUGAUACAGUCUCAAUAGAGAAGCUGGUUGUCCCGGAGCACUGCACCCGACAGAUCGCGUCUGGAGACUUCAUCCGCUAUCACUACAAUGGCAGCCUGUUGGAUGGAACCUUCUUUGACUCUAGUUACUCACGGAAUAAUACAUAUGACACUUAUAUCGGGAUGGGUUACGUCAUUGCUGGGAUAGACCAAGGUUUACUGGGAGCAUGUUUGGGAGAGAAACGGCGUGUUAUUAUUCCACCACACCUGGCCUACGGAGAGAAUGGCAUCGCUGAUAAGAUUCCAGCCUCUGCUGUCCUAGUCUUUGAUGUUCACAUCAUUGACUUCCACAACCCAAAAGACAAAGUGCAAAUCCAAACCUACUCCAAGCCAGAUGCCUGUAAUGAGACAUCCCAGAUAAAUGACUAUGUGACCUAUCACUACACUGCUUCUCUCAUGGAUGGUACCCAGCUUUACACCUCUCAUGAUUAUGACACUCCUCCGACUUUAGUCCUGGGCUCCUCAAAAACGAUUGAAGGAUUGAAUCAAGGCUUGCUUGGAAUGUGCAUUGGAGAGAAACGGAUUUUGACAAUCCCACCACAUCUUGGUCAUGGAGAGAAGGGAGCUGGAGAUGUGCCAGGCAGUGCUGUGCUGCUGUUUGAUGUUGAACUGCUUAGCAUGAAGCCAGGGGUUCCAGAGGGUUACCUGUUCAUCUGGAAUGAUAAAGCGCCAGCCAAACUUCAUGAGGAGCUUGACCGCAACCAGGAUGGGGAGAUCUUAUUUGAAGAGUUUUCUAGUUACAUCAUGGCACAGGUCAAUCAAGGCAAGGGCCGUCUCUCACCGGCCGAUGAUCCCGACAAGCUGAUAAAGGACAUGUUUGGAAAUCAAGACCGGAACCACGAUGGGAAAAUCACUCCAGAUGAGCUCAAGCUGAAAACCGAUGAGGACAAUGAACGAAUUGUGAAGGAUGAGCUCUGAAUAUUUUACAGAAAAAGCUUUCCAAAGGUUCCCAAAGCAGGCACCCUAUAAACAUGGCAUUGGAAGAAAACAUUUUCAACUCUGUUCUGUUAAAUAGUUCACUUUAAUGACCCCAAUUGAAUUUUUCCUCAUCUCUCUUGCCUGCUUUUUGUUCUGAUUUUCCCCUUUCAGGGUUGUUCCUUCUAGAUGGUGGGAUAGAGAUGGAUGAUCCUAGGAUCGACUCUCCUGCUAUCUGUGUUCGGACUGUGGCCAUUGCUCACUGACACUCAAACCUCAGUUAAUUUUUCCAGUUGGGCAUGAGAAUAAGUUCAGGAAGUGGAAAAUUUUGAAUGAACAGAUCUGGCAGCCCAAUGUAAACCUAUGUGUUUCCCAAUUGGAAAUGUACCACAAACUCUUCACCGAGAACUUUUGAGUUUUUUGUGUAAUCUGAAACAGAGGGACUUGAAUAUUUCUCCUCCUUUCAUUUCACUUUUGUCUUUCCUUUCCCUGCCUUCCCAUUUACUGAGGUCAGCUGUGGCUCUUGAAUGCUACCUCAGCAAAUACACAACUGCUCAAGUUCAGGGAAUGAGCCACAUUGGAUGGGGGAGGAUGCAUUUAAACGCUUUGGGAGAACUGCCCUCUCUGCCCAGGACAUACAGUCUGCCUGAAGUCUCCUGUCCUGGCUGAGUUCAGUACCUUCUGAGAGCUGUGUUUAUUGGAUGGGGAUGGUUACUCAAGGCCAGUCUUGUUUUAUACCCAUUCUUGACUUCAGUUCUUAUUAAGCUCCAGCUUGAGUUUCUUGUGUUCAGGAUAUUUCACAUACAUUUUCCUAUUGGGUUUUUUUGCAUUGAGUGGAUUUUGUGCAGAGUAUCUUGAGUGCAGCUGUCUCCCUGAGCUCUUCUAGUUUGGAGCGAGAGCUUGAGGGGUUUGCCUUGAUGUUUGGUGCUGUAUAUUUAGGAUGUUUAAGUGUGGAAGAGAAUUCCCAUGUUGUUUAAGAAAGGGUAAAUAAAUUUUUUUCUUUUA
This is a messenger RNA of Carcharodon carcharias (great white shark), 2961 nucleotides long. Its product is annotated as peptidyl-prolyl cis-trans isomerase FKBP10-like. The record is from RefSeq and is a predicted model, not a curated record. NCBI's taxonomy places the organism in Eukaryota, Metazoa, Chordata, Chondrichthyes, Lamniformes, Lamnidae. The transcript is spliced from 11 exons. The coding region runs from base 265 to 1959 and encodes 564 amino acids. Gene Ontology annotation, molecular function: calcium ion binding; peptidyl-prolyl cis-trans isomerase activity.